UCGUCAAGAGUAUAUGGCUAGUUAUCUCACCCCUAGUGUACAGUCGCCUCAGUCGCGACGGUGGAUAUAUAAAUAAUUGUUUUUUUUUUUUUCGCGGCAAAAAGUGCAAACAUUUGUUUUUACGACAUCGCAAAGCAAGGAAAACAACGCGAGCAAUGGUUAAGCUGGGAAAAAAAAAAUUAGCAGAGCUCUCGGAAAUAAGCAAAAAGAAAUCAGCCGCAUGCUCCGACAGUGAUGAAAACGGGAAAAAUGGAGCCAACAGUUCAAGCGGUGAUGACUCCGAAAUUGUCAACGAUAAGCAGGAAAAGGCGUCCAGCUCAAGUGGACCGCCCCGAAAGAAGCAAAAGAAGACGCCCAAAUCAAAGGGCAAAGCAGCGCUGCAGGCAGCGGCUGCUGACAAGAAUAAAAACAAAAAAUCGUCAAACAAAGCCGUAUUAGAUGACAAUAAUGAUGACAAUGCCAACGUCGAUAAUGAUGAUGGUGAUGGUGAAAAUGUUGAUAGGGAAUUCGAGGUGGAGGCGAUUGUGGGCCACAAGUCGAAGAACGGCGAGUCGUUCUUCUUAGUGCGAUGGAAAGGUUACGGCAAGGAGGACGACAGCUGGGAGCCGGAGGCCGAGCUGAAUUGCGACGACCUGAUCGAGGAAUAUCACAAAAAACAGAACAGCAAGAAGAGCGCCGGAGCUGGCAAGAAGUCGACGGCUGCGGCAAAGGGCGUGCGCGGCCGAAAGCCGAGCAGCAAGACUGUAUCCACCGAUCCGGAUAAAGAGUGGGCAGUGGAACGCAUAUUGGACUCAGUCCAUGAUGAUGAGCACGGUGUUCUCUAUCGCAUACGCUGGAAGGGCUUCGGAGCCAAGGAGGACACCUGGGAACCUGAAUCGAAUCUAUCCUGCGAGGGCCUAAUCGAAAAGUUCAAGAGGAGCCUGAACGAGGAACGCAACGUGGAUGCGAAACAGUUGCGGGAAUCGCCGAAGAAAACGAAGCGUUUGGUAAACGAGACAAUUCCACGCUCUAAUUUACACAACCGAAUCGAGCGUUCCUCGAAGCGAGCCGCAGCGAAAAAUCGCGUUUUCUAUGGGGAGGAAUAGGAGAGCGGGACUCGUAGCUCAAUACGAGAUAUUUGACGAUAAAUAAAGAGAAAACAGUGCAGUAUCGAAUUCGGAGUAGUAUUUGAAAUGAAUAACAGUUUUAAAACGAUUAGUUUAAGUUGAUGAAACCAGGCCUUCGGCCUGGCACGUUCCUAGUUCUUAAGAGUAUAAAUUGUCUAAGUACGUGAAAUCCAUUAACCAUCAAAUAAAAAA
This is a messenger RNA of Drosophila navojoa, 1298 nucleotides long. RefSeq lists its product as uncharacterized. NCBI's taxonomy places the organism in Eukaryota, Metazoa, Arthropoda, Insecta, Diptera, Drosophilidae. The record is from RefSeq and is a predicted model, not a curated record.